GAUCUAACCUCAAAUUUUGCGUUGUCAACGUCAAACCCAAAUCCCCAAUUUAUUUAAUCUAAUCUCGAGUCUUGACCGCUUACCAGCCAAUUAAGAUUGCUCUCCGAUGGACUCAUUAGAAUUAAUCGCAAAAUCGCCAAUGCUGAAGCACUUUCUCCCCCGUACGAAUUAGUCGGGAGCUUCUGGGGGGUAUGUCCGAAUCAUUGGCCUCAAUUGAAAUUAAUUGAAUCAAACGAUGGCCGACGCGGAGGGAACGAGUGGUCUUAUUGGUAGCAUGCGUGUGGUGGUUCCUUUAGGGAUUGUGCUAAUGUUGCACUCGCUGAAUGUAAUCUCCACCUGCACACUUAGUGCCUUACUGCUCGCGUUUCUCCUUAUCUUUGUUGUCGGACCGUUCACCUACAGGUACUCCCAUCGGUUUCGUCAGUCAACUAUAUUUUUAAACUUCGUCACAAUUCCAUUGCAAGCUGAUGUGAAAAACCCGGGGAAAUACGGUCUGAAGGCCGUGUUAAACUUCUACUUGAUGACGGACGACGACAUCACCUUAGGCGUCUGGCACAUCGCUCACGAAGACGCGAUCGACUCGUGCGACGGCCAAGACAUAGAGCACUACCGUUCCGCCCUAGGCGACGGUCGCGACGUCGUCCUCUACUGUCACGGGAACGCGGGUAACCGAUCGGUCCCGCAUCGGGUCGAGAUGUACGCGGUCCUGAGGAGGCAGUUUCACGUCAUAGCCUUCGACUAUCGCAGUUACGGUGAUUCGAGUCCGGUUCCGCCUAGCGAACGCGGGUUGGUCGCCGACAGCUUGUUUAUUUUCAAGUGGGUGCGCGGACUUGCCAAGGGAAACGUCUUCGUUUGGGGACACUCGUUGGGCACGGCGAUUUCCACCCAUAUGCUUGACGUGGCGGCCGCCAGUGAUCUCCGUUCGGUCGGUCUUAUACUAGAGAGCCCCUUUAACAAUAUGCAGGAUGAACUUCGACUGCAUCCAUUUACUAAGUUAUUCCGCUCUCUACCUUGGUUCAGAUAUUGCGUGCUGGAACCGGUAAAAUCGAGCAACUUGCUGUUCCAAACCGACGAGCAUAUCAACAACGUCGACUGCCCCAUUUUGAUAUUGCAUGCCAAAGACGACGUAAUUGUGCCUUUCCAACUGGGACUCAAAUUGUAUAAAAGUGCCAAAGAGAAUCGACUGAAAACUCAAGGGGAGGUUCGGUUCCAUCAGUUCGAGGAGUCGCUGUGGUUCGGACAUAAGUACAUUUGUCGGUCGCCCGAUUUGGGAGAAAUAAUUAGGAGUUUUGUGGUUGAUUGUCUCACAACGAACGGAACAGAUUAAAUGAGGAGAUUCGUUCAGUAUUUUUUAAUUUCACACGCGAAGACUGCGCUUUGGCUGUUAAUUUCAACGACGUACUAGACCUAUUUGCACAAAAAUUGCCUUUUCUAAGCAAUAUUAGAAGGGUAGGCAACGCAUGUGCAUUUUUGCAUGAUGUGUUGCCCAACCCUGUAUCCUUGGAGGCUUUUUAACUAUCAUUGUAUCGCUAUUUCGUGUUCGAAAUAUACUUUUAAUAAAAGACCUUAUUCAUGA
Photinus pyralis (common eastern firefly) is the source of this 1576-nucleotide messenger RNA. RefSeq names its product lysophosphatidylserine lipase ABHD12-like. The record is from RefSeq and is a predicted model, not a curated record. Gene Ontology annotation, molecular function: monoacylglycerol lipase activity; phosphatidylcholine lysophospholipase A1 activity. Gene Ontology annotation, cellular component: endoplasmic reticulum membrane. NCBI's taxonomy places the organism in Eukaryota, Metazoa, Arthropoda, Insecta, Coleoptera, Lampyridae. The transcript is spliced from 7 exons. Bases 236 to 1327 code for a protein of 363 amino acids. Gene Ontology annotation, biological process: monoacylglycerol catabolic process; phosphatidylserine catabolic process.